Candida albicans SC5314 is the source of this 5772-nucleotide messenger RNA. It is a transcript of the gene RIM15, whose product is annotated as protein kinase. Gene Ontology annotation, cellular component: nucleus; cytoplasm. Bases 1 to 5772 code for a protein of 1923 amino acids. The record is from RefSeq and is a predicted model, not a curated record. Gene Ontology annotation, molecular function: ATP binding; protein serine/threonine kinase activity. Gene Ontology annotation, biological process: peptidyl-serine phosphorylation; phosphorelay signal transduction system. Lineage: Eukaryota; Fungi; Ascomycota; Pichiomycetes; Serinales; Debaryomycetaceae. The transcript has a single exon.
AUGUCGAAUACUCCCAAUAAAUCAACACCUGAACCUGAAAGUACUGUCUUUCACGGAUCGAUAUUUGAACAUCCUCAUUUGCAUCAUAGUGUAUCAGAGAGGUCAAUAUCACCACGCCACGUAUCAAAAGAAAGUCAAAACCACAACCACAACCACCAACAACAACAACAAGCAUCUAACAGUCUCAACUUCUCAGAUCAAGUAUCAGGAUAUGAUUAUCCAUCGGCAACUAUUGAAGAACAAAUAGAUUUACGACUCGCGUCGUCUAAUAAUCCUACUAUUGUUAUGGAAUUAGACUUGGAUGGAAAUAUCCGUUAUUUAAGUAAAAAUUGGGAAUAUAUUGUUGGAACAAAUAUCAAGAAAAUUGUUAAUCGACACAUUUCGAAAAUUAUAAUUGGUAAUAAUGAUGAUGAUUCUCAAGUAUUUAACAUUGCUAUAGAUGCCAUGACUCGAGAAGAUAUUAGUUAUAAAGUGAAAUUUAUAACUGCUACAAAUCAUACUCAAAGAAAUAAAGAUGGUGAAGAAGUCUAUAAUGAUUUAAAUGAUUUAUUAUUAAGUCGGUCUCACGAUGAUGAACAAUCAGGGAUUUUAACUCCUCAUAAUUCUAUGGAAGAUAUGGCUAAAAACGAUAAUAUACCUGUAAAUAAUUAUUUUGAAAAACAACAACAACAACAGCAGCAGCAGCAACAGCAGCAACAGCAACAUUUAGAACUGUCACAACAAGAACCUGAAAAAAUUGACACUUCUGAUACUUCUAGUACUUUAUCAUCAGAAAUAUCUAAUGAUGGAGAAAUUAUCGAAUUGGAAGCACAAGGUAUAUUAAUUCAUGAUGCCAAAACAAAAUUACCAACCCAUUCAAUGUGGACUAUAAGACCUUUUAAAGAGAUUGAUUUAGAAUUGACAUUACCUAUUGCUUUAAUCGAUUUAUUAGGGUUUGGAUCAGAAAUAUUUGAAGGAUAUUUGGUUAGUCUUAAAAAUUUAGGGAUAAUCGAUGAAGAAAGUGUUCCACAACCGAAAAUGAUCUUGUGCAGAAUUUGUGAAACCAAUAUACCUGCUUGGUUUAUCGAAAAACAUUCUGACUUAUGUGUUUUGGAACAUAGGGCCGCUGAGAAAUUACAACAAUAUCAUGAUGCUAUUGGUGAACAAAAAGAAUUGGUGAUUCGUAUAUCGGAAAGUUUAGCUGUUUCCAAUCAACUGCUUCCAUUAUUGUCGUCAUCACUGGGAGGUUCUUGUUCUGGAUUGAAUACUCCACCACCACAAUUAUUGACAAAUCAAUCACUUUUAGCAUCUUCAGCAUCUUUAGUAUCAUCGGCUUCAUCUAGUUCAUCUGAAGGAGAAAGUUCAAGUCUGUCUUCACAUUUAAUUUUAGAAUAUAAGGGGUUACCAUUACCAAAUAUGUCAGAUUAUCCAUCACCAAAAUUGGCUAAUAAAAUAUUGACGAAAAAUUUCCAAUCGAAAAACAAACAUGCAUUAAUGUUUUCUAAAAAAUUCCCGUUUGGAAUUUUACAAAGAAUAGUAGAAUUAUGUGAUGAGGCAUUAUUAGUAAAUCCUCCUUCAACAAAUGAAGACAAUAUUUUAGCAUUUUCUCCUGGGUCCGAAAAGGCAUUGAAUGUUGUCAUGAGUUCAAGCUUUUUGGAAACUUCUGAUGUGGCAAUUAAACAAUUAAUUGAAGAUACUCAAGAAUUGAUUAAUGAUAAAAUGGAAACUUUAUCGAGAUUAGUUUCAAUUUUACAAUUUCUGGAGAAAAUCAAACAUGAAGUAGAUACUUUGGUGUUAUGUACAGUUCGAGAAACUGUUGAAAAAAUCAAGAAUCAAACUAUUUUGGAAUCAAGAGAAUGUACACCAAUUAAUAAUGAUAGUCUGAUAAGUAUUAAUGAAGAAGUGGUGCCGUCAAGGUUAGAAACUUCAAACAUCAAAGACCAACAACAGACACAAAUUGAAGAACCACCACCACCACAACAACAACCAACACAAAAUAUACAAGACAAUUACCAGGAGCAACCUAUUUCUGAAACACUUAAUUUGACAACAACAACAACAACAGCAUCAACUUUACAAGCGCCAAAGCCUCACAAGAGUAUUAGUCCAAUUAUUUCUGAUUUGCUUACACCUGGUGAAAAUGUAAUAACUCCUAAAGAUAUACUAUUGAAAGAAUCUAAAUCAUACAAUACCUCAAUGUCAGCUUCACCUUUGAAUCGGUCUGGUUCUAGUUUAUGUACCCCAAGACCACAAUCAAUGGUAGCACCAGUUUCAACUUCUAACUCUUCAAGAGAUUUAUUAGAAUCGAUUCAAGUAUUAGAUUUAUCGAAACGAUCAUCAGAAAACAAUUCCCAAUAUUCAUCACCAAGACGUCAUUUAUCUCCAGCACCACCACCAUACGUUGAGAAAUCCAAUUUAACAACAUUACAGAAAAAUACUGCUGCCACACCAAUUGCAUCACCAUCAUUAACAACUAUGGAAGAUAUUAAUGCAUCUGCUACUACUACUACUACUACUAACAUUGGUGGUUAUGGAGGACUAGGGGAUAAAAAAAUCACUCAUUUGUCAUUGAAUACACAAGUGCCGAGUCAACCAUCAUCGGCAAUGAGUUCUAGUGUAAAGAGUGCAACUAUACGACCACCAUUAUCACCAUUAUUAGUAUCUACACAACAACCACAACCUCGAUUAAGUACUGGCGGCAUUCGAGAUUAUCAAGUGAUUAAACCUAUUAGUAAAGGGGCAUUUGGAUCAGUUUUUUUAGGUAAACGGAAAUUGACAGGUGAUUAUGUGGCGAUUAAAUGUUUGAAAAAAAGAGAUAUGAUUGCUAAAAAUCAAGUUUUAAAUGUUAAAUCUGAACGAGCAGUAAUGAUGAGACAAUCUGAUUCACCUUAUGUUGCUCAAUUAUAUAGUAGUUUCCAAUCGCGAGAUUAUUUAUAUUUAGUGAUGGAAUAUUUAAAUGGAGGAGAUUGUGCAAAUUUGCUUAAAACGUUGGGUGUCAUUGGAGUCGAUUGGACACCAAGAUAUAUUGCUGAAAUAAUUGUGGGUGUUGAUGAUUUACACAAUAGAGGAAUUAUUCAUCGAGAUUUGAAACCAGAUAAUAUUUUAAUUGAUAAAAAUGGACAUUUGAAAUUGACUGAUUUUGGUUUAUCUCGAUUAGGUGUUGUUGGAAGACAACAAACACAACAACAUCGUAAAAGCAGUACCAAUGAACAAGGUAUUGAAUUAUUUAGAAGUAUGUUACUGGAAGAAUCAAAUCAAAAGAAAGUUAAUCCUGGGAUAGGUACUCCAUUUUCAUUAUCACCAAGUUUAGAACAAUCAAGAGUGUCUUUUAAUAGUCAGCAACAACAACAACAACAACAACAAAUGGGAGUACCUGCUGGUAAUGCCCCAUCAGUGUCUUCAUUAGCAGCAGGUGAAAAUUUUGUUUUAUCUAGUACAUCUCCAACUUUGGCUUAUUUAGAAAGUUUUAAUUCACUUUCAUCAGUAUCAACUCCUACGGGUGCCACACAACAACAACAACAACAGCAACCACCGCCAAAACCUUUUGUUAAAUCAUCCAAUGGAAGAUCUGGUUCAAGUGGAUUUGAUUCACCAAUAUUAAAACCAAUAAUUCCAAGAACAGAAUCAGAAUCAUCAUUUGCCAUUAUGGAUGAUGAACCUAGUCCUGGACCUACAACUGAUUAUGCAUUAUAUAAUCCCGAUAAUUAUAAAAAUGAGGGUGCUACAGCAACAACAGCAACAGCAGCAACAGCAGGAACUGGAGGUGGAGGAGAUGUCAAUGCUGGUGAUGGCGGCGGUGCUAAUAUUAAAAAGUUUGUUGGUACACCUGAUUAUUUGGCACCAGAAAUCAUUAAAGGAUCAGGAGAAAAUGAAUCAUCUGAUUGGUUUUCUGUUGGAGUUAUAAUGUUUGAAUUUCUUUAUGGAUAUCCGCCAUUUCAUGCUGAUACUCCGGAAAAAGUUUUCAAUAAUAUUUUACUGGGGAAAAUUGAUUGGCCAGAAUUAACACCUGAAGAAGAUAUGAAAUUUUGUCCACCUGAUGCUAAAGAUUUAAUUAAUAAAUUAUUAGUAAUGAAUCCUGAAGAAAGAUUAGGAUUUAAUGGAGCUGAUGAAAUUAAAAAUCAUCCCUAUUUUAAAAAUAUUCAUUGGGAUACAUUAUUUGAAGAACCAGCUCCAUUUACACCAAUGUUAGAUGAUCCAGAACUGACUGAUUAUUUUGAUUCAAGAGGAGCAAUGAUGACUCAAUUUCCUAAAGAAGAGGACCUGCAACUGCUGCUGCUGCUGCAACUGCUGGAUGGUGAAACCAAACCAGAAGAAAAUGAAAAUGAAAAAGAUAUUGUCGUCACCACAAACACAAGAUCAUCAUCUACGGGACAUAUUAUUCAUCGACAAAAAAGUCUUGAUCGGAAUAGUAGUAUUAGUAGUAAUGAUUCUGGAUCAUUAUCAUUACCUGGAUCUUCAAGUAUUAAUAAUAUUACUCCUACCACUACAAAAAAGGAAAGAAGAAGUAGUAAAUUGGCUGAUCCUAGUGAAUUUGGUUCAUUCCAUUUCCGAAAUUUGGCUGUUUUGGAAAGACAAAAUAAAGAUGUUAUUAAUCGAUUGAAAACAGAGCAUUUAGAACAUCGUGGUAGUUUUUCUACUUCUUCAUCAUCAGAAUCAACACCAACAGGAAGACUGAGAGGAUUUUCAUUUGGUAAUGCUGGUAAUAGUGGUAGUUCCAGUAGUGGUGGAGGUGGAGGUGGAGGUGGAGUUGGGACAAGUGGCUCACCAUUUAAACGUCCAAUUUCUCCACCAUCGUUUAAUGCCAAUCAAUCAAGUGGAUUAGGACUGCCAGUUAUAACUACAUCAUCAGGAGCAAUGGGAAUUAUCAAUACAACAAAUCCAGUCAACAUUACCACUACUAGUAGUAAUCAUAAUCAUCAUAAUAGUUUUAAUACUGUUGGUGGUCUUGGAAUUGGUACAGCUACAGCUACAACUGCGGCUGCAACUACAGCUACUACAACAACAGGUAGUAUUCGAUCAGCAUCACCUCAUCGAUUAUUUGAAAGUCCGAAUAUUCCCAAACAUGAACGUAUACCAUCAGCUACAAGUGCAUAUUCUAGUGGUGAUGAAAUAAUGAUAAGUCCACUGUUAAUGAUUCAUCAUGAUGAUAGAAAUCAUCAUUCAAGAAGUAGUAGUUUGCCAUAUCUACAAACUAUUACUAAACAACCCAGUUUCCUGUAUUUGAAUCAUAAUCAUAUAAUUCGAGAUUUUUCAUCGCCAAAUUCAUCAGAUCUGGAAGAUACUACUAAAUCAAAUGCAUUAUUACGAGUUCAAAGAAGACGUGAAAGUUCACGUAUGUCAACAGAGUUAUUACUGGGCACUAAUACUGGUGGUGGUGGUGGUGCCGGUGGUGGAACCACUAGUAGCAAUAAUAGCAGUGUAAUUGUUGCUGAUCUUGAUGUAUUAUAUUGUGAACCUAUUUCUGUGAUUCGUCAUAGUGUGGUGAAAUUAUUAGAAAAAGCGGGAUGUAUAGUGGUCUCGGUUACAGAUGGAGAAGAAUUAAUUAAACGAGCAACAUCACAAGUUAAAUUUGAUUUGAUUUUCACUGGAUUGAAAAUAUCAAAAGUUGAUGCUAUAGAUGCUGUUAAAUUAAUUAAAUUUACUAGUGGGAAAAAUCGUAAUACACCAAUAAUUGGGAUUACCGAGAAUAAGAAUAAAAUUGAUGAUGAUAUUACUACUAGUAGUACAUUUGAUUAUAUUAUUGAACCUAAUCUUGAAGCAAUUUCUAAAGUUUGUCGGAUAUUACGUAGUUAA